Messenger RNA from Hemibagrus wyckioides, 2594 nucleotides. RefSeq lists its product as uncharacterized. Lineage: Eukaryota; Metazoa; Chordata; Actinopteri; Siluriformes; Bagridae. The transcript is spliced from 2 exons. Gene Ontology annotation, molecular function: protein binding. The record is from RefSeq and is a predicted model, not a curated record. The coding region runs from base 137 to 973 and encodes 278 amino acids.
CACUAAUCCGGCACUGCAGCGGCAUCAUCAUUAUCGCCCUCAUCAUCAUUGUGAUAGUGACAGCUUCGUCUAAAUGCCCGGAAAGGACUAGUGAUGUGAUGUUCUUUCACGAGCAUCCCGUAAUUAGCCUGGAUAGAUGGAUGACACGUGCAAGGAACGCAAACUCCUCUCUUUCCUUUUUUACCAAGCUGUGAGGGACCAUAAACCUGUGUGGAUGUUGGAGGACAUGCGCAACAUGGAGACAUUUCAUUGGGAAGAAGGCAGCCGGCAACGGACAUACACUCCAUCUGAGGCACUUCUGUAUGCCAUCGUGCAUGACCACAGAGCUUACGCACAAUACUUGCUGAAUCAAUUUUCAGAUGGUGCUCUUGCCAUGCCAGGUGAGAAUUUCUGCUGCUGUCCAUCAUCUGCUCCACACUUGGCUAUGGCUGUCCGCUACGACAGGAAGGACAUCAUGGCUCUCAUCCUUCAGGUGGCACAUAGAAUGCCCACUCUGCGCUCCUACAUGAACCGAGGAGGAUGCAAUCACAUGGAGGAUGGCAAAACUCCGCUCCAUCUGGCAUGUGAACUGUCACACUCAGAGGCUGUCAUAAUGUUAUUGGGAAGUGGGGCUUCACCACAAGCUGAGGACCAUAAUGGUAUGACACCACUGGAUCUAAUCCUCAAGCAGCUACGGUCCUCUAAAGUGAACACAGGUGCCAAGAAGUUGUGCCUGGAAAGGCUGCUCAUGUUCAUGCCUGAAGUGCGGUUCAAAAUGAAGAGCUCACUGGAAAAAGAUCCGCAGUGCUGGUCCAAAGUUCUGGGAGAGGAGAAGUUUAACUACUUGGUUGGGCGAAUUCCCGGAACGCUGUUUCUCAUAGCUAUGCAAAGAAUCCUGUCUCAACUACCUCCUCAUGAAUUUCCUAAAAGUCUGGACAAACUGCCCAUUCCAGCUUCUCUAAAACCCCUCACACAGCCCCUAAUGCAGACCUAACAGUGGCCUAAGUCCUACUGAAUCAUACUUAGAAAGUGCUUUUUUGUUUGUUUGGUUGGUUGGUUGGUUGGUUGGUUUUUUAUUUUCUUUUUAUCAAAUUUAUAUCUGUGUGACUGGCAUGAAUUUGACAUGUAGAUACUGUAUGUGUGUGUGCAUGUGCGUGUGAAUGUGUGUGUAGGUGUGUGUGCAUGUGUGUGUGCGUGUAUGUGGCAUGAAAUGAAUGAUCAAACCUAUCACUGUAACUUUAAGGUACUUUAACUGUAAGCAAAAAUGUCUUCCCGUUCUUAAAUUAAAUAAUGGAAACAUCUCUUUUAUUAAAAAAGGACAAUAUUUUUACGUGACUAAUAAUAAAAGAACAAGCAAUGUAUGUAUUUCCUAGUGGUUCUAAUGAUUAUGCAAAUUAUUUAAUGUACUAACUAAAUUUAAUGUAAUGUAAUGUAACUUUUAUUUUAAUCAGAGUUUUAUGUUUGAGAACAUGCUUGUAUGUGUUUUAUCGGAAAAUCUGACCAUCCGGUUGGUUUUUCCUCUUCGUCUUUUUAUUGAGUUGGGUCUAAACGGAAAAACAUUUAAACAGUCUAAGGUCAAAAGGCUAAUCUUGAUUUGAAGUUGUUUUUUUGUGUGAAACAUUUGAUAGAAUGCCCAACUGAAAGGGCAUAAAAUACUCCCAUAAAUCUGUUCACUGGACAGCAUUAUACUUUAAGUUAAGAUUUUAAGGUGUUUUUUGCACUACAUUAUCAUGAUACAAUCAGGACAACACUGACUUCUGAAAGAGUGAUUAUUAUUAUUAUUUUUUUUUAAAUUAUUAUUAUUAUAUGAAAAUCUAGGUACCAACAAUAUUUAAUAUGCAAGUCUGUUUUUUCUGUGUUCUUCUGUCCAACUGUGAUUUAAUUGUAACCAUUAUAAUGUCAAGUCAUUCACCAAAAGAAUAAGGGUUAUAUGAAUAAGAAAAAAUCAAUUCUGAAUUGUGUGUGUGUGUCUAUGUCUAAAUGACUACUAAUUUGUGAGAAGUUUCUCCUUUCACCUUUCAUUUUAUUCAUUAUUUUAUUUUCAGUAACCACUUGAUCCCACCAAAGUUACAGUGGAUCCAGUGACUGUGCUGGGAAAACCCUGCAUGAGAUGUACAUCCUGAAUGGAACACCAUUGCAAGUCUACCUCUGAACACAAUUUGACCUCUGCAAAUUAUCCAAAAUGCAGCUGGGUGACUUGUUUUCAGCCUGCUCCCAAAGUUCUCCCUCAUUGCUAGGGUUCUUCCACUGGCUUCGGUAGCUCCAUACAUCAGAUUCAAAACAUUCAUGCUUGCCUACAAAGCCAAAAAUGUACCCUCUUACCUCAAAGCUCUUAUCACUCCUCGCACUGCACCAGGCUCCCUCUGAUCUCGUCAUCAUCUAGUCUCUGAUCAUCUAGUACUGUUUGACUGGUCCCACCAUCUCUUAGGGUACAUGGUAGGUACUCAUCAAGACUCUUCUCUAUUCUGGCACCAAUGUAGUGGAAUGAAUGUCCCCUAGACCUCCAAACAGCAGUGACAUAGCCACUGACUGACUUGUCUUCAAACAGUGGGUGAAGACUGUAUAUUUGUGUGUGUGUAUAUUAUAUAUAUAUAUUAUAUAUUCUAUUACUUCCU